Molecule: messenger RNA, 492 nt
Organism: Rotaria sp. Silwood2
Lineage: Eukaryota; Metazoa; Rotifera; Eurotatoria; Philodinida; Philodinidae
Source: the annotation of a GenBank genome assembly
AUGCAACUUGCUUUAGGACGAACAUCAGCAACUGAAUAUUUACCAUCAUUAUCAAAAAUAUCUCCUUAUCUUGUUGGAAAAGUUGAUUUAAUGUUAACUAAUAGAUCACCUCAAGAAGUUUUAGAAUAUUUUAAUCAAUUAGAAAUGGAAGAUUAUGCAAGAGCAGAAAAACAUGUUAAAGAAACUGUUAUUAUUGAUGAUGGACCAUUAGAUGGUUUUCAACAUACAAUGGAACCUUUAUUAAGAUCUUUAGGUUUAAUAACAACUUUAAAAAAAGGUAUUAUUCAUUUACUUAAACCAUUUACUAUUUGUUCAAAAGGUGAUGUUUUAACACUUGAACAAGCUAAAUUAUUAAAAUUAUUUCAACGUCCUUUAGCACAUUUUAAAAUAAAAGUUAAAGCUCAUUGGAAUAAACAAAAUGAACAAGUUCAAGUUUUUGAUUUACAUGAUGAAGAUGAAGAUGAUGAUAAACAACAAGAUGAUGAAAAUUAA